This is a messenger RNA of Rhizoctonia solani, 1677 nucleotides long. Its product is annotated as 5-oxoprolinase (ATP-hydrolyzing). NCBI's taxonomy places the organism in Eukaryota, Fungi, Basidiomycota, Agaricomycetes, Cantharellales, Ceratobasidiaceae. Gene Ontology annotation, cellular component: cytosol. Bases 1 to 1677 code for a protein of 558 amino acids. The record is from RefSeq and is a predicted model, not a curated record. The transcript has 9 exons. Gene Ontology annotation, biological process: glutathione metabolic process. Gene Ontology annotation, molecular function: 5-oxoprolinase (ATP-hydrolyzing) activity.
AUGCCUGACACUAGCAAAGGACCGGAUCCAAUCACUCUCACACUCUUUGCAAAUCGGUUCAUGGGCGUGGCGGAGGCUAUGGGCCGUAUGCUUCAACAAACGGCAAUUAGCACAAAUAUUAAAGAAAGAUUAGACUUUUCUUGUGCUCUCUUUGCGCCUGAUGGAGACUUGGUCGCGAAUGCGCCGUUCAUUCCUAUUCAUUUGGGGGCUAUGAGUUUCGCGGUCAAGUACCAAAUGAAAGUACACGGAAAGAAUCUUAAACCUGGAGAUGUAUUGAUGUCUAAUUCGCCCAGCGCCGGAGGCUCACACUUGCCAGAUAUAACAAUCAUUUCGCCUGUCUUUGAUGAAUCCUCGGGAGAAGUCAUAUUCUUCACCGCUUCGCGAGGACAUCAUGCCGACGUUGGUGGAAUUCUACCCGGCAGUAUGCCUCCAACUUCGGUUUCCAUCUUUGACGAGGGUGCCGAAAUAACGAGUUUCAAGAUUGUGAACGAUGGAGUGUAUGAUCAAGAUGGAUUAAGGGAACUGCUAUUAAUCAAGGAAUACGGUCUUAAAACCGUACACGAAUACAUGCUUCACAUUCGUAACAAUGCUGAACAAUCCGUUCGAAACCUACUAAGAAGCUUCGCAAAGAAACACGGGAACAAGCUCGAGGCCCGGGACUAUUUGGACGAUGGAUCGCCUAUGAACCUCCGUAUUGAAAUCGACGAAGAGUCUGGAAGCGCUUUGUUUGACUUUGAAGGCACUGGUCCUGAAAUCCGAGGAAACCUCAACGCUCCAAUCUCUGUUGUUCACAGCGCGGUGAUCUACUGCAUGCGUUCGAUGCUGGAUGUCGAUAUCCCUCUCAAUGCUGGUUGUCUAGUCCCUAUUAAAAUCAAAAUUCCCGAUUUGUCCUUCUUGCAUCCCUCGAGAACUGCAGCUGUAUGUGCAGGGAAUGUUUUGACCUCUCAGCGCAUCGUAGACGUUGUCUUAAAGGCAUUUAGCGCUUGUGCGGCGAGCCAGGGGUGCACAAAACUUGUCCCCCUCAAAAGUAACUUGACGUUUGGGGUUGGUGGAAAAGAUAAGGAAGGCAAAGUCCAGCAAGGAUGGGGGUACUACGAAACUAUUGCUGGUGGCUCAGGUGCAGGCCCCGGAUGGCACGGCACAUCUGGUAUUCACACGCACAUAACUAACACUCGUAUCGGGGAUGUCGAAAUUCUCGAACGCCGCUACCCCGUUCUGUUGCAUGAGUUUUCGCUGCGCAAGGGCUCUGGUGGGAUUGGAGAGUUCAUAGGCGGAGACGGCGUUAUUAGGGACAUCGAAUUCCUGCACGAAAUGCAAGUUUCCAUUCUAUCAGAGCGCCGGGUACUUCAUCCUUACGGAAUGGCCGGCGGUGGACCUGGUGCAUGCGGGCAAAACAUAUGGAUCAAACAGCCACGAGAAGAGUACGAUCUCCCGACUCUUGAAGCAGGCGAAGAAGAAAAACCUGGUCCGCGGAUGAUUAAUAUCGGAGGGAAGGCUACUGUAUUCAUGGGAAAGGGCGAUCAUUUGGUGAUUCACACCCCUGGAGGAGGUGGAUGGGGAGAACCCAAGGAAGGGGGGAGCGAACUGAAGGAACAGUGGUUGGCACCGGGUGAGAAGGUGGAAUGGGCUGCAAGGGGUAGUUUGGCGGAUCGGGCGGCCCAGCAGUUGGAAUUCUAA